Molecule: messenger RNA, 7181 nt
Organism: Thrips palmi
Lineage: Eukaryota; Metazoa; Arthropoda; Insecta; Thysanoptera; Thripidae
Product: sushi, von Willebrand factor type A, EGF and pentraxin domain-containing protein 1-like
Exons: 34
Coding region: 573-7049 (2158 amino acids)
Molecular function (GO): calcium ion binding
Source: RefSeq, a predicted model, not a curated record
GUCAAAAACGAUGAAUCAAAGGUUUUCGUGACAGCCUCAGUAAAAUUGCUUUCUUAGCUGAUCUGAAACAUUGUUCACAGUUGUGAACUUGGCUUUGGCGCAGAUUCGGUUUUGCCACCACCCAAACAUGAAUAGAUUUGUUACCAACUUCAUCAAAAUAUAAAUGUAGCGAGUAAUUUGGACCCACUCAUUACCAUCGUUUUCUUCUUUGCAUGGCAAAUACCUUCCUUUUUUAUCUUGAGUCCCAGUAAUCCAUUUUCACUACCGCUAUUCGCAGUGUUUUUUGUUUUUUUUUUCUCUUACCUGACCUACCUGACAGGUGUAGUGUUUGUAAAUAAUGUCUUUGCCGGUUCUUUCAAAAUGGUAUCAAAUUUCAUUAAGUUUUGUAUGUCAUUUUUAAAAAAUGACUGCAAGUUUGUCUUCGGGAAAACUUUGUCCACCUCAUCUGGAUUAAACUAAUGUCAGUUAUAGCGUAGAAGAAUUAUCUUAUUAUUUACCAAUAAAAUUAUGGUGUAACAAGUUUGGCAGGACCACAUUUCAAUAGUAUUUUUAGAUUUCUUCCUGCAUCUAACAUGCUGACAUUGUUCCCCACUGACGCCACACCAGUGAGCUCAUUAGAAAUGUAUUUUGCCAGCAAGUGGCACUGGUAUUCUGCGCUGUCCCUUGUGUUGUUAAAUUGUGCUUCAAACUGUGCUCUUUCUUCUUCUACAACAUCCGAAUUUGAUGAAGAUUUUGAAAGGACGACGUGGAAUGGGGUGUCACUUGUGGAAGGGGGAGAGGAAGCCACUGAAGUUAUCAGUACAUUGAAAGCGCAAGAAAAUCAAGGCAACAGAUUAUUCAAUAAUCAAAGCCAUGUUAAGAAAAAAGUGGAUGAAUUGGGAGACAUAUUGAAAAAGAAAGUAGAGAUGCUUCAAAUGCGUGAUAACAGGAAGUUGGACAUAGUUUUUUUAAUUGAUGCUUCGUCAAGUAUGGGUGAUGAAAAUUUUAUCAGUGAGCUCAAGUUUGUCAAAAAGUUGCUAGCAGACUUCACAAUAGCUGUGAAUGAAACAAGAGUUGCUGUAAUCACGUUUUCUGAUCCAGAUAAAGUGAUUCGUCAUAUUGAUCACAUAACUGAUCCAUCUUCAGAAAACCAUAAGUGCAACAUGUUACAUAGCCAUCUUUUGAACAUUAAUUACACAGGUGGUCUGACCUACACACUAGGAGCAUUACUUGAAGCACAGGGAGUGUUGAUGCGGUCAAGAGAGGGAGCUCAAAAAGCAGUCUUCCUUAUCACAGAUGGAUUUUCAAAUGGGGGUGAUCCUGUGCCAGUAGCUCAGAUCCUCAAAGAUAAUGGAACUUACAUUUUUACUUUUGGCAUACAAUCAGGAAAUAUUAUUGAGCUUCAAAAUAUAUCCUCACCUCCUGCUGAGCAUUUUUCUUAUUUUGUAGAUAGUUUUGGCCAAUUUGAAGCUGUGGUAAGAAGAGCUCUUCAUCAAGAUCUUUCCUCUGGGUUUUACCAAGUCCUAACCGACAUGGCUCCCUGCAAUUUAUUAUGUUCUGCCAGAAACUCUAGUGGCUGCUGUGAUGCCCAAGCUCGUUGCUCAUGCGGCACUGGGACGGGGCACUAUAGAUGCCUUUGCAACCCUGGCUACUAUGGCUCAGGAUUAAAAGACUCAUGCACACCUUGUCCUAGUGGAACAUACCAUGAUGGUCUGUCAGCAGGUGAUGAGUCAGUUUGCCUACCAUGUCCUGACCCUAAUCACAUCACAAACGUAGGGAAUGCGUCAUCAAGAGCCAGCUGUGUGUGCAAAAAAGGCUUUGCUGCUCGUGGUGACUUUUGUGAAAUCAUAACAUGCCCACCCAUUUAUCCACCAGAAAAUGGAUAUUUUGUGAAAGGAGGCUUGUGUCAAAGGGUCUUUAAUGCCGCUUGUGGAGUGAGGUGCAAAGCAGGCUACACCUUACAUGGGUCAAGUAUACGUCUUUGUCAGGAAAACAGCACUUGGUCUGGAAAAGAGCCAAAGUGCAUUGUGAAAAUGUGUCCUAAUCCAGAGAUGCCUCAAAAUGGAGAUCUGAAAUGCUCACUUCCACCCUCUAUGUCAAAUGAUUUUUUGGAUCCUGCAGGAGACGAUUCUAAAUCUCUUCUUUAUGCUGUUGAUACAGAGUGUCAGUUCACAUGUAGACCUGGUCAUUUACUUGUUGGAUCUAGACGACGCAUUUGUCUCCCUUUGGCCCGUUGGGAUGGACUCCGCACUGUGUGCAAACCUAUUACGUGUCGGCCUCUGCCUAAAGUAUUCAAUGGAUUAGUCACACCUCUAUCCUGCACAGCCUCUUCAAAGCUUCCUUUUGGACAGAGGUGCAAUAUAAGUUGUGAGAAAGGCUACAAACUAGUGGGCCCAAUUUCUCGUAAGUGUGGCGGGAAAGGUGGGCAGUGGUCAUUAAAGUCAAGUGCCAGCAAGUGCCUAGAUGAAGAGCCUCCUGCCAUUUUGUGCCCUGCCAAUAUUGAAACAUCAUCUGAUACUGGUGAGGCAUUUGCCACAAUUGUGAUUCCUUCUCCUGUAACUUCCGAUAAUUCUGGCCAGCCACCUUUUGUCUGGUCUCAACCUACUUUGUCCUUACCCAUGAAAAUACCAAUAGGUAUCCUUCAAAUUACCUUCAUAGCUAUGGAUUCAAGUCACAAUCAAGCUCAGUGUAAUAUGACCAUCACUGUGUUAGACAAGGAACCUCCAAUGAUUGAAACCUGUAUAUCUCCCAACCAUAUUCAUCUCAUGGAAACUGGGGGCAACCGCACUGUCUCUUGGUUAGAGCCAGAAUUCUAUGACAAUUCAGGAAAAAAGCCGAGAGUGGUGAGCUCACAUUCUUAUGGGGAAUUCCCUGUUGGUAAAACGGAUGUAAAAGUUGUGGCAAUUGAUGAAUCUGGUAACAAUAGUACUUGUGUGCUUGAAAUUGUUGUGGAAGAUAGUCCAUGCAGGCAUCAGCCUCCUCAUGCCACAACCGUUUGCAACCUUGACGGUGAUAUUUCAAUCAACUGCUCUACAACAUGUCAUGAAGGCUAUGUGUUUGAUAUGAAUGGCAUUGAAGAAACUGAUUUUUUAACCAUGUAUGAAAAUGGCUCCUUGUAUUUUUCAUGCCCUGUUUCGAAAAAUGAAAAGUACAAGCAAUUUAUUGACUCUUUCACUCUACCCCAAUGUAGAGAAACUGUGUUGCCAAACAGCAUAUCUCAAGAAGGAGAGAUGACAUUCAUUGCGAAUAAGGGUGCAUGCAGUGACAGGGAGCUGUUAUCAAAGGUAAAACACUUAGUGCAGCUAGAGCUCUCUAGAAGAUCAGAAGAUAUUUGUAAUACAACUGAAACAUCAUGUAACAUUCUUAAUACAAAUGCAACCUGUGAAGAAAUUGCCUCCCUUGAAGAAGAGGAAACAAAUACUAUUCACCACAGAAAACGUAGCAUCGGUUCAUUGUCCUCGAAAGAGUCCUAUGAAUCAAAAUUUAGAAGAAGAGAUACAACUGCAAGGUCAUCUGCCAGCAGCAUUAAUAUUCAAUUUACUGUGAACACUCAGUUUCAUACAGAGGAGCCAGAAGCAAGACAGCUAGGAAAUGGUGGUUUGAGCCAGUUAAAGGAUUCUCUUAGCAGAAGCUUAAUUACCCUUCCACCAAAUAUCAGCAAGCAAACAAUGUACUGGAAAGGAAAAGAAGUGUUGACUUGUGCCAAUGGAAGUGUGCCUCACAGCUCAGGCUUCUGCGUGAAAUGUCCUGCUGGAUCAUUUUUCACAACCCCUCCUCACAAAUGUCUUCCUUGCCCGCUUGGAAAGUAUCAAAAUUUAAAAGGACAGUCAAGUUGUUUUAGCUGUCCUAAUGGAAUGUCUACUAGAUAUGACAGCUCUCAGAGUGUACUUGAUUGUAAUUAUCUUUGUCAGCCUGGCACAUAUGGACGUACCUUCAAGUCAGGAGCUCAAAAUGGAAAUUCAGUUUCUCCAUGCUUUCCAUGUAAUACUGGCUCAUUUCAACCGAACUAUGGAGCAACUAACUGUCUACAGUGUCCACCAGGGCUGCAUUCAUUUAAAAAAGGAGCAAAAAGUAUUAAAGAAUGUUUGAAGAUGUCUGGUAAAGCCAACUGGUCUUCUCCAAGUAGUUGCCUUUCUCAUCUCUGUCAAAAUGGAGGAUCGUGCAGAUCUAUCCCGCUUGGUUUUAUUUCAUGCGAUUGUCAGCGAGGAUUUUAUGGAUCUGUCUGUGAGCUGGCAAUCGAUGAUUGCAGUUCAGGUCCAUGUCUGAAUGGCGGCCAGUGUAGUAACAAAAAGCCUUCAGGUUAUGAGUGUCAAUGUCCACCAGGUUUUCAUGGUAAAAACUGUCAGGAUGACAUUGAUGAAUGCAUACCAAACCCUUGCUUAAACAAUAGCACUUGUGAAGAUUUGAAUAAUGGGUAUUUUUGUGAUUGCUUGGAGGGAUUUCAAGGACUAAAUUGUGAUGAAAACAUUGAUGAUUGUUUUAAUGGUCCCUGUGGUGAUCAUGGGCUUUGCAUUGAUGGUGUGGCAAAUUACACCUGCUCUUGUACUGAUGGUUAUUCAGGCCGUUACUGUGAAACAGAACCUGCUGAUCCGUGCUUUGAAGAAAAUCCUUGCCUCAAUGGUGGCUCUUGUGUCCCUUUAAAUACAAAAAAAUACAGGUGCAUUUGCCCACCUGGCUGGGAAGGUGAGCAUUGUAAUAAAGAACUUAAUGGCUGUUUACCCUCACCAUGUUUAAACAAUGGCACUUGUGUAAAAAGGAAGGAAGGAAAAUUCCUAUGCCACUGCCCAGCAAACUUUGCCGGAUACAUCUGCCAAACAAGUCUGCAUUCAAAUUUUAUUUUGUAUAUGCAUUCUCCAAGUGUUACCGACUAUUCCAUGGUCGAUUUUCCCUCACAAAAUUUCACUGAGUUGACGACGUGUCUCUGGCUGAAGUCUAAAGAUGGUUUUAAUUAUGGCACCGCAUUUUCCUAUGCUACUGAAAAUCAAUCUAACACAUUCACUCUGACAGAUUACAAUGGGUUUGUGUUGUAUGUCAAUGGGGACCGAGUUGUUACCGAUGUCUCAGCCAAUGAUGGACUCUGGCAUCAUAUAUGUGUUCUUUGGCAAAGUAAUCAGGGUUUGUGGAGCAUACACCUUGACGGAGUUCUAAGAGAUAUGGGAUCUGGACUGUCCUCAAAUCAUCACGUCCGAGGUGGGGGAAAAUUGGUUUUAGGACAAGAGCAGGACAGAAUUGGAGGAGGGUUUAGUGAGUCUGAGUCACUCAUUGGGCGUGUUUAUAAGCUAGAUGUGUGGGAUUACAUGUUGAGCUUCACUAGAAUUAUCACUCUGGCUAGAGAAUGCACACUAAGUCUUGAUGGUUCUGUUGUCAGAUGGACUGAUUUUCUACCCAAUAUUCGUGGUAAAAUUAAGGUGGAAAAUUCAACAUUUUGUUCAGAAUGCCCUACUCUUGCCUCCUUAUGGCAUGGAACUGUGAAAUUGGUCAAAGCAAAUGAUGUAACUUAUGCCUCUUAUGAGUGUGAUGAUGGUUUUGUAAUACAUAAAUCCAAAUUGACAUCUGUCAAGAGGUAUUGUCUUAAGCAUGGGUCUUGGGAAGGAGAUCCACCUGAGUGUGUGCGCCGUAGCUGUGGUUUCCCAGGCUACCUUCCCGGUGGGACAUUCACCGGACGCUCAUUUCUUUAUACAGACACGAUUAAGUACAUGUGUCACUUUGGUGCCCAAAUCCUUGGAAACACAACCAGAGUUUGUGAGGCUAAUGGAAAAUGGAGUGGGGAGCCUCCCAUAUGUAAAGGUAGUGAGUGCCAACCUCUGAAGGCACCAGAACAUGGUGUAAUUGCUUUGGGCAAAAAAGCUGGGGGUAUUCAAAUUGCUACUUUUUCAUGUGACAAUGGGUUCCAUGUUGAUGGUGCUCAUAUUCUUACAUGCAUGUAUGAUGGUACCUGGGAUGAAACAAUGCCAGAUUGUCUACGUAACUCAUGUCCUAGUCCACCUGAAAUUUCUCAUGGUGGUUUUGAGAAAAAUUCACGGAAACAGUUUUUGUACGAAGAAAAAGUAUAUUAUGAGUGUGAACCUGAAUAUGAACUGGCCCCUGGGAGUCCUGGUGUCAUGCAGUGUAAUGAAGAGGGAAACUGGUGUCCACACUGGCCCAAUCCAGAAGAUCAGUCUAAUGCGACCUUGCCUGUAUGUGAGCUGAAACAUUGCUUGCAGCCUGAAAACCUGGAACAUGGCUCAUGGAAACUCAAGCAUGGCUUGGUAAUCGCCAAUGCCAAUUAUUCUCUAGGCUCGGUGGUGGCAGCUGUGUGUGAAACUGACUACAAUAUUUCUGGACCUAAGAACAAACUUUGCAAAGAUAAAGUGUGGUGGCCAUUGGAAAUAACUCAGUGUGCAAAGGUAACAUGUGAUACCGAGGGGCUUCCAUAUGAUUUACCUCAUUCAAUUCUUGAUCUCACUGGAGAGGAAGUUCAUGACAAAGCCACCCUUUCUUGUAAGAAAACAUAUCGACUUAGCAGAGCGAAAGGUGGGUCAUUGGAAUCCAACGACUAUAUUGCAGAACGAGUGCCAGGAGGGAAAUUAUCUUGGGAGUGCAAACUUGAUGGUUCUUGGAGCAUGAGUGGUUCUCAAGAGUCAACUAGUAGUGAAUUUGAACUAUUAGCGUGUUUACCAGAGUUACAGGAGAAUGUUACAGAUUUGAAUGUUGCAUGUGACCACCCCAAGGCCCCUGAGUUUGGAUAUGUCGCUUCUGACAGAUUGGAAAUCAAAAAUUCUGUAGGCACUUUUGUUGAAGUGCGAUGCAGACCAGGAUUUUGGCUUGAUGGACCAUCCACAAUGGUAUGUGGCAAAAAUGGAACAUGGCUUAGUACUUCUUCCUGCAAACCCAUUAAAUGUCAGUCACCACCCAACUUCCCAAAUAUGGUCUUGAUUAGUACGACUGCUGUUGGCCAGGAUGAAGAAUUUGGUAACAUGGUAACUUUUGAAUGUCAAUCUGGUUUUCAGAGAGGUGGUGAUCUUAGUAUAAGAUGUCAAUUAACAGGAACCUGGUCACCAAUGAGAGGUAAAUGUAUUCUCCCUUCUUGAAUGGUACAAGCUGAAAUAGUUGUAGAAUUUUUCUCACCCUUUAGGUGUAUAGUUUGUACUUUUAACAUUUGGACUUCCAGGUUUAUUGAGCAAUAAAAUUGUUUUGAUUAUAAAACAGACUUAGCAAAAGGA